Molecule: messenger RNA, 735 nt
Organism: Homarus americanus (American lobster)
Lineage: Eukaryota; Metazoa; Arthropoda; Malacostraca; Decapoda; Nephropidae
Product: tigger transposable element-derived protein 1-like
Exons: 1
Coding region: 1-735 (244 amino acids)
Cellular component (GO): nucleus
Molecular function (GO): DNA binding
Source: RefSeq, a predicted model, not a curated record
AUGAAAUUAAAGCCCCUACUUGUGUAUCACUCAGAAAAUCCAAGGGCUCUCAAGGGCUAUGCCAAGUCUAGUCUACCUGUGAUUUGGCAUUCCAAUAAGAAGGCUUGGAUGAUUAUGACCCUUUUCCAAGACUGGUUCACUAACUAUUUUUGCCCUGCUGUAGAAAGAUAUAAUGCCAAGCGUAACAUAUCUAAUAAAGCAUUGCUCCUCUUAGACAAUGCACCAAGCCACCCAGUAAAUUUAAAUGAUCUUUUGGAUAAUGUGAGAGUGGAGUACAGGUACAUCCCCAAGAACACAACUUCGUUGCUCCAGCCAAUGGAUCAAGGUGUGAUAGCUAACUUUAAGGCAUAUUAUCUUAGGAAUACUUUUUUGCAGCUCAUAAAAGCAAUUGAUGGGGAGGAUAAACCUACAAUUAGGGACUUCUGGAAAAAGUUCAACAUCUUGGAUGCUGUGGAUAAUAUAGCCGAGUCAUGGGAUGAAGUGAAAACCUCAGCUAUGAAUGGUUCAUGGAAAAACAUAUGGCCUGAGUGUGUCCAUGAAUUUCAAGGUUUUUCACAAGCUGAAAGUCUACAGAAAGUUCAACAAGGCAUUGUAACACUUGCAAAUAAUAUAGGCUUUGAAGAAGUCGUGGAAAAUGAUGUGGUUAAGUUGCUAGAGUCCCAUAGAGAAGAUUUGACUAAUGAAGAUCUGAUGAUGGAACAAGAGAGAGAGCUGCAGGACAAGAGGAGGAUAUAG